GAACCAGAUCUGCAAGCUAUCCCGAUCGAUGCUAUCAGCUGGCGGUUGACUAUAAAUAACCCCCGACUUUUAAGUUUCAAUCAACAGUUUGGUUUGGAAUCAUCCGUCCAACAUGUUGCGUUUCGUAGUACUUGCCUUGGCCCUGAGCCAUGUCUCUUUCGCUCAACAAACCAGCGAUCGGGCGAUCCAGAAAUCGCUGACCGAGGCCGUCAACAAGAACACCAAUCAAUGGGUGGCUGGACCUUAUCCGGUGCCGUUGACCUUCUUCAAAACUGGAGUCAAGAAGCAAAACGGAACCAAGACGCUGCCGAUUAGUUCGUCAUCUUUCCUGCGUCAAGCGUACCGGGACAUCCCGGAGGAAUUCGAUGCUCGCACCCAGUGGCCAAAGUGUAACUCAAUCCGUGAAGUUCGCGAUCAGGGAUGCUGUGGAUCGGCUGUCGUUGUUGCGGCCGUUUCUGUGAUGAGCGAUCGUUGGUGUGUCAACUCGCCAGCCAAGGAUAACUUCUACUUCGGAGAGUUUGAGCUGCUGUGCCGCAAGGAGGGACGCGAGGAGGCUUGUAAUGGCGCUGAACUGAACCAACCUUGGGAUUACUGGGUUAAGUACGGUAUCGGAAGUGGAGCUCCUUAUGGACGUGAGGGUGCCUGUCAUUCGUAUCCAUUCACGACCUGCAACAGCACCAACCCCAGAGAACAGGCCCCAGCUUGCUCCAACCCUUGUCAGGAUCGCCGUUAUGGACGUUCCGGGUACCGCGUCGCUGCUAGUGAGGACGCCAUCAAGUCCGAAAUCUUCCGCUAUGGACCCGUUAUGGCCGUUUUCAAUGUCUACGACGACUUUAGGGCCUACAAAAGCGGUGUCUACAAGCAUGUUACAGGAGAGGGUAAGGGAACUCACGUGCUCCGUAUUAUCGGCUGGGGUGUCGAGGAUGGCGUCAAGUAUUGGCUCACUGCCAACAGCUGGGGUGCCAACUGGGGAACCAGUGGUUUCGUGAAGAUUGCACGUGGCUCCAACGAGUGCGGUAUUGAAUCGAACGUUUUUGCUGGACUGCCAGACUACGAGAAGCACUUGCGCAGCUAUUCUUCUUACUGAUCGAAUUGAGGUUGUUGUAAAAUUUAAAUCAUAAAUUGUGAAAAUCGGCAUUUUUUUUUAUCUGAAACCAAUAUGAU
Molecule: messenger RNA, 1164 nt
Organism: Uranotaenia lowii
Lineage: Eukaryota; Metazoa; Arthropoda; Insecta; Diptera; Culicidae
Product: cathepsin B-like
Exons: 1
Coding region: 113-1087 (324 amino acids)
Cellular component (GO): lysosome
Molecular function (GO): cysteine-type endopeptidase activity
Source: RefSeq, a predicted model, not a curated record